Cherax quadricarinatus is the source of this 1346-nucleotide messenger RNA. RefSeq names its product facilitated trehalose transporter Tret1-2 homolog. Gene Ontology annotation, biological process: transmembrane transport. The record is from RefSeq and is a predicted model, not a curated record. Gene Ontology annotation, molecular function: transmembrane transporter activity. Gene Ontology annotation, cellular component: membrane. NCBI's taxonomy places the organism in Eukaryota, Metazoa, Arthropoda, Malacostraca, Decapoda, Parastacidae.
AUGGGGAAGAAAUGUGAUCUAAGUGACUAUGACAGUGGAAAGGUGAUGGCAUCUCUGGUGACGGCACUUGUGCAAGUAGGUACUGGCACUUCAAUGGCAUUCUCGGGCAUAACGCUGCCACAGCUCACCAACCCCAAGACACAUGAUCUCUUCCUCAACCAGUCACAAACAGCAUUAUUUGGAAGCCUGGGAUACCUGGGAGCAGCUAUAGGGAGCUUUGUGAGUGGAACACUGCUAGUGAAGCUUGGCCAGCGAGCGACGCUCCUGGUGACCUUGCCCAUCUCUCUUGUUUCGUGGCUCAUCCUUGCUGUUUCUCCAACCGUUUGGCAUCUUUUAUCGUGCCGCACUUUUCUGGGCAUCACCAUGGGCAUCAUGCUUACUGCUUCAUCAUUAUAUACAAUCGAAAUCGCUCAUAAGAAUAUACGUGGAAUUCUUACCGGAAUCCUUUCCUUAGCUAGGCUAUUGGGCUUUUUAAUAGUGACUGCUCUAGGAGUUUCUAAGCUCGACUGGAGACAGAUGGGCUUCGUUUUAAGCGGAGUGUCAGCAGUUCCUUUCUUUUGCCUCUUUUUCCUGCCUAACUCUCCUCGUUGGCUCGUCACUCAAGGUCGUCUUAGCGAAGCUCAGAAAGCUCUUGUUUUUUUCAGAGGGAAACAUUAUGACUGCGAACCAGAAUUACUGGAUAUCACACAACAAAUUAAUAAUGUAAGUAGGAAGACAAAUAACUGUUAUCAACAAGCGCGGUUGCUGUUUGAGACAGAAACUAUUAAUAUAUUCUUAUUAAUGACCUUUUUAACUUUCUUGUUGUCUAUGACUGGUUGUUACGCUCUACUGACAUAUUUAGUGCCUAUUUUCCAGGCAGCUGAGGCAAACUUGGAUCCAUUCAUCAGUGCUAUAAUAUUUUGCAUUGUUAGGGUUUUUGGAACUUUAGUUCAUCUUUGUGUAGUUGAUCGUCUAGGACGCAAACCAUUGAUCUUAAUUUCAUAUUGUUUGUGUUCUCUGUGUAUGGCUAUUUAUGGAAUGUACUUCUACAUACAUGAGACAGGUAUUACCAGUGGCAUGGGGUGGAUACCCAUUACAGCAACAAUGAUAUUUAUCUUCUUUAUUGGCGUUGGCCAGCCUGCCUUUUCAAUAUUGUGUGGAGAACUUCUGCCUACAUCAUGUCGAUCUGUUGGAAAUUCGAUAUUUGUCUUGGUAUUAAUGACUGGGACAUUUAUUGCAUCUUAUACUUAUCCCAUGACAAUAGAAGCACUUGGCCAACACGGGACUUUCUGGGUCUUAGUGGUGUGUGUGGAGCAAUAACUUUUGUCAGCGCUGUCUGUCUUCCAGAGACUCGCGGACGCUCGCUG